AUGGGACUCUGGACCGAUGAACUGGACAUAACCUGGUUGAAGGAGCUUGUGCAUCAAGUCGUUGUCGUCGGGAAACGUGCUCGAAGCGGGUACAAGAAAGAAGCGUGGGCUGCACCUCUCAAGACACUCAACGACGUGCAUGGACAAAUCAUUCCAUUCUCACUGCAACAACUCAAGUCACGGCACGACACGGUCAAAGGCGCGUACGCAGUGAUAUCAUCAAUCGUGAACAGCAGCGGCAUGGGAUGGGAAUCGGCAACAUGCCGUGCGGAGUGUCAUACGACUACGUGGGAGGCCUUGUUGGACGGCAAGCCAAAGUCAUGGGGUGCAUGGCGCCACAAAAGGUUUCCACAGUUCGACCUUUGCGAGGCACUUUUCCGUGGAACCCUGGCUCAAGACCUAUUGGUGGUUGCCUCUACUAAUCCACCGUCAACUCAAACCCGCGCCGACGAUCAAUCCUCUGAUGAAGACCUGCAAGACUCGCGUGACCUUGGCUCAGACAUUGAAGACAACACAAACGAAAUCGAUGGACGCGGUCGUCUUUCGUCUCUUGGCAGCGCGACCAAGCCGCCAAGCAAGCGUCAACGUCUGACAAUGGCGUCACAAUUGUUGCAGACGUUCCAGGGUAUGGGUACAACUUGCGCACGUGAGUUCGAGUUGAUGUCCAAGAGGUUCAAGUCGUCAGAAGCUUCCCCAACUGCCAACGCUGUCAAGCUCCUGCACGACAAGCUUGAUGGCGUUCUCUCUGUGGACGACAUGAUGCUGGCAUUGGAAGCGUUGGAGAAUGCGACACGUGCAACAGUGUUCAUCUCAAUGAAUGCUGCCUUACGUGAAACGUGGAUCUUGCGUUAA
Aphanomyces astaci is the source of this 852-nucleotide messenger RNA. RefSeq lists its product as hypothetical. The transcript has a single exon. NCBI's taxonomy places the organism in Eukaryota, Oomycota, Saprolegniomycetes, Saprolegniales, Verrucalvaceae. The coding region runs from base 1 to 852 and encodes 283 amino acids. The record is from RefSeq and is a predicted model, not a curated record.